AUGAAUCCAUUGAAAAGAGCAACCGAGCAAACACCAUCAAUAGUCAACAAGAAGCUGAAAAUGGAUGCAUCGGAAGAAGAUGCAGAAGUAGUUUCAAUGGAUCAGGAUGUAUCCGAAGAAGCUGGAAAUGCCGUAUCAACUGCGCAGUCUGGACGACGACCACAAAUCAAACUCGAGAAUCUGUUGAGGGCUUGGAAUGGUGUUGAUUUACGCAAACUGUUUGAGGGUGUCGAUGUCAAAUUUACGAGAUUCAAGAAGCAGCCAACUUGGGAUUCUGCUUAUCUGGAUUUCAAUUCCUUUGAAGAACGUGACAAGGCAAUACAAAAGUUGAACGGCCACAUGUACAAGAACAAGAAACUGGCUGCCUCGAUACCUCCUGUCAAAACUCCUAAAGCCAAAGGAAAAGCACCAGUCAAGAAUGUCGAACAAGAAGAAGACACUAGAACACCUGCAGAACGUCUCGCGGAUCAAACCACGCCAUUAUGGAGAAUAUCAUAUGAAGAUCAGCUCAAAGAAAAGGAAGAGGACAUGAAGGCCAUUUUGCUGAAGUUCAAGCAAGAGCUGAUGAAACUGGCUGAAGGAUCUGCAGCUGCUAAAAAGGAGAUUGCUUGGAUACAGAAUGCAACAGAUCCUACUGGUCUGCCGUGUCCUGUCGAACCGAUUGUCCCGUCACCUGUUAUUAACGGGUACCGUAAUAAGUGCGAAUUCUCAAUGGGAUCGAACUUUGAAGGUGAAGAUGUUGUCGGGUUCCUUGUCGGGCUAUACAAGGAGGGAUUGGUUCAAGUUCUGGAACCCGGUGAACUCAAACAUAUACCACCAACCGCCAAAGCUAUUGCUGCAGCCGCACAGAGGUUUAUACGUCAAUCUGAGUUUGCUGUGUAUGACCGUAUAACCAAAAAGGGCUUUUGGAGGCUGCUGCUAGUCAGAACACCUCGUUCUGGAGAUGUCAUGGUUUUCGUCCAAAUCAACUCUCAAGGCUCCGACUCGGUUCUAGUCGACAAGGAAAAGAUCAAGAUGAAAGCCUUCUUUGAAGAGUGUGUCAAAGCAGGAGAGUUUCCUCUUACUACGCUGAUCUUUCAGGAUACUGAUGGUGUUUUCAAUGGUAUAAAAGAUGACAAUCCAGUUGAAGUGGUUAUCGGGCCUGGCGAAAUUCAUGAAGAGAUGCUCAAUCUGAGGUUUCGCAUAUCACCAUUCUCCUUCUUCCAAGUAAAUACACCAGCCGCCGAACUCCUUUACACGACAGUCCGAGAAUGGUGUCGACUAGACAAUGCAAUACAAACCGAAAAUUCAUCAACCACGCUCCUCGACUUGUGUUGUGGAACUGGAACAAUUGGAAUCACGAUGGCCAGCCAAGUAACUCGUGUUGUAGGAAUCGAGAUUAUAGCAUCAGCAGUCCAAGAUGCUGAAAAGAAUGCAGCAGCAAAUGGAAUUACGAACGCUGUGUUUGUUGCUGAUCGAGUCGAGGCUGCUAUUCAGAAUACUAUCAAGCAGCACUGUCCUCCUGGAUCUACUGUUAUUGCUGUUAUGGAUCCACCUCGACCAGGUGUCCACGCCAAAGUCGUCACAGCUGUACGAGAAUGUGCAUUGAUUGAUCGAGUGGUAUUUGUUGCUUGUGAUGCCGAAAAGAGUAUGCCAAACUGGAUUGAUUUAUGCCGACCUACUGGUGGACGUAUUCGUGGAAAACCAUUCAGAAUCGAAAGAACUCAACCGUUUGACUUGUUUCCGCAUACUAAACACGUCGAAUUCGUCCUCGAGUUUGUUCGCGACAAAAAGAUGUAA
Messenger RNA from Synchytrium microbalum, 1779 nucleotides. RefSeq lists its product as uncharacterized. The transcript has 14 exons. The record is from RefSeq and is a predicted model, not a curated record. Gene Ontology annotation, biological process: RNA processing. Bases 1 to 1779 code for a protein of 592 amino acids. Gene Ontology annotation, molecular function: RNA methyltransferase activity; nucleic acid binding. Lineage: Eukaryota; Fungi; Chytridiomycota; Chytridiomycetes; Synchytriales; Synchytriaceae.